Molecule: messenger RNA, 3177 nt
Organism: Pistacia vera
Lineage: Eukaryota; Viridiplantae; Streptophyta; Magnoliopsida; Sapindales; Anacardiaceae
Product: peptidyl serine alpha-galactosyltransferase
Exons: 8
Coding region: 149-2575 (808 amino acids)
Molecular function (GO): glycosyltransferase activity
Source: RefSeq, a predicted model, not a curated record
GUCACUCCACUUGCUAUAAUCGCUUUUUAAAACAAGAUAAUAAUUCAACAUUUGACUUCUUAAUUUUCGUCUAUAUUCACUGAAACAAUGAAAUUCAGAUCUUUGAGCCAAUACCCAUUUGAGAUCAGGCCCUGAAUUUUGAGCAAUAAUGGCAAAAAUCUUCGCUUUGGCUUUGACGGUGUGGGUGUUACUGCGUUUCGGGUUUGUUAUCGGGUCGCAUAAACGAGAGGCUCCAUACAGGAUCCACACGCUGUUCUCGGUGGAAUGUCAGAAUUACUUUGAUUGGCAGACGGUAGGGCUAAUGCACAGCUUCAAGAAGUCAGGUCAACCCGGACCCAUAACCCGACUUCUCAGUUGUACGGACAAGGAGAAGAAGAAUUACAAAGGGAUGCAUUUGGCUCCUACUCUUGAAGUGCCUUCUAUGAGUACACACCCCAAAACUGGUGACUGGUACCCUGCUAUUAACAAACCUGUUGGACUCGUCCACUGGCUCAAAUAUAGUAAGGAUGCAGAGAAUGUUGAUUGGGUUGUAAUUCUGGAUGCAGACAUGAUAAUACGGGGUCCAAUUAUACCCUGGGAACUUGGUGCAGAGAAAGGCAAACCAGUUGCAGCAUAUUACGGGUACUUGAUUGGAUGUGAUAAUAUUCUGGCUAAGUUGCACACACAGCACCCGGAGUUCUGUGACAAAGUUGGUGGACUUUUGGUGAUGCACAUUGAUGAUCUUCGAGCAUUGGCACCCUUGUGGCUUUCAAAGACAGAAGAAGUGCGUGACGACAGAGCUCACUGGGCAACCAAUAUAACGGGUGACAUCUAUGGACAAGGGUGGAUAAGUGAAAUGUAUGGUUACUCAUUUGGUGCAGCAGAAGUCGGACUUCGGCACAAGAUAAAUGAUAACUUGAUGAUUUAUCCUGGCUAUACUCCACAAGAGGGUAUUGAGCCUAUUCUUCUUCACUAUGGUUUGCCAUUUACAGUGGGAAAUUGGUCUUUUAGUAAAUUAGAGCACCAUGAUGAUGAUAUUGUCUAUGACUGCGGUCGACUCUUUCCUGAACCUCCUUAUCCUAGAGAGGUAAGGGCUAUGGAAUCUAAUCCAAAUAAAAGAAGAGCGUUGUUUUUAAAUUUAGAGUGUAUCAACACCCUAAAUGAGGGUCUUCUGCUGCAACAUGCAGCUGAUGGAUGCUCUAAGCCAAUGUGGUCAAAAUACUUGAGCUUUUUAAAAAGCAAAACUUUUGCUGAACUAACCCGACCUAAACUUCUGACUCCUAAUAGUAGAAAAAAUCAGGCAGCUGAACUGCUAGAUGAACCUGGGAGACCUCAUCCAAAAAUUCACACCAUAUUUUCCACGGAAUGUACCCCCUACUUUGAUUGGCAGACUGUUGGGCUUGUUCACAGUUUUCACCAAAGUGGCCAGCCUGGAAAUAUCACACGACUUCUCAGCUGUACAGAUGAAGACCUAAAGGAAUACAAAGGCCAUGAUCUUGCUCCCACUCAUUAUGUCCCUUCCAUGAGCCGCCAUCCACUUACAGGGGAUUGGUAUCCAGCGAUUAAUAAACCUGCUGCGGUCCUUCACUGGCUUAAUCAUGCAAAUGUUGAUGCAGAGUUUAUAGUUAUUCUAGAUGCUGACAUGAUUAUGAGAGGUCCAAUUACUCCAUGGGAGUUCAAAGCAGCACAUGGCCGACCAGUGUCGACACCCUAUGACUACCUUAUUGGUUGUGACAAUGAGCUUGCGGAACUCCAUACACGCCAUCCUGAUGCUUGUGACAAGGUUGGAGGUGUAAUUAUUAUGCAUAUAGAUGAUCUCAGGAAAUUUGCUAUGUUAUGGCUGCUUAAAACUGAGGAGGUUCGUGCAGACAAAGAUCAUUAUGCCAAAAAUAUCACUGGAGAUAUAUAUGAAUCUGGAUGGAUUAGUGAGAUGUAUGGUUAUUCAUUUGGAGCUGCAGAGUUGGAGCUGCGGCAUCUCAUAAGCAGGGAGAUAUUGAUAUACCCAGGAUAUAUUCCUGAACCUGGUGUCAACUACAGAGUUUUCCACUAUGGGUUGGAAUUUGGAGUUGGUAAUUGGAGCUUUGACAAGGCAAACUGGAGAUCUGUUGAUGUGGUCAACAAUUGUUGGGCUCAGUUCCCAGACCCACCUGAACCAUCAACACUUGAUCAGACUGAUGAGAAACUCCUGCAACGAGACCUGCUUAGUAUAGAAUGUGGAAAGAAACUUAAUGAAGCACUGCGGUUGCAUCAUAUAAGGAGGAACUGCCCUGAUCCCAGUUCCUUUGUUAAAUCGAAUUCUGAUACGACAAAGGAAGCUGUAAGUUACAGGAAACUCGGCGGGGUUAAUGGAGUUGAUACUCAGGAAUCAGCUCUGCCUGCCGUAAAAGAUGGGCUAUUCAGUUCUUUGAGGUUCUGGGCUAUUGCUUUAUGGGCAUUUUGUGGUGUUGGUUUCUUGGUAGUCAUGUUUGUGGUAUUUUCAGGUCGUAAAGGAAAGGGCACACGAGGUAAAAGUUACAGAAACAAGAGAAGAACUUAUUUGGGAAUGUCAGACAUGAAUGGACGUGAUAGACUUCUUCGUGGUGACCUAUCUUUAUAACAAAAAUCCUACAGGAAAAUUGCCAUAUUUUAUAGUGUCGAACGUUCCAGCACACAAGAGAGAGUCACAUGGUCAAGUUUUAAUGAAAUAGUUUUGGAAAACUUUCCUCUUGCAGUGAAGGUAGCCGAUAUUUCCAUGAUGGUAUAACAGAUGAUUUGAGUUCAUUGCCUGGGAAUGCAAUUGUUGUUCCAGCAAAAUUUGACUUCCAAGCUUCUGCUGCCAGACCGCUUCAUAUUUUCUCACACUUGGUCAAAUACAGUUUUGUGAAGGUAUAAUGUAUGUUUUAUAUCCAAUUUUAGCUCUAAGUUACUAAAUUGUGGGGGAGGGCCAAUGUAUUAACCCAGUAUAGCUGUGUAGCUGAAGUUGAAGAAACAAUAAUAGCAUUGCGAAAAGAAAGUUCCUUUUGUACUGUAACUAUAAACAGUUACUACAUGUUAUUAUUCUUCAAACAGCGUAAUAGAAGAAGAAACAAUAAAAGAAAGAAACCUUUCACUUGUUCUUUUGAAUCAUCAAAAUGAAACUUUUAUGUGCGAGGUUGAAUGUAUCGAUAUCCAUCAGGUGUAUGAUGUGAGGAUUGUUUAUUAUUUCAUGCAAUGCCUUAG